Messenger RNA from Plectropomus leopardus (leopard coralgrouper), 807 nucleotides. The record is from RefSeq and is a predicted model, not a curated record. NCBI's taxonomy places the organism in Eukaryota, Metazoa, Chordata, Actinopteri, Perciformes, Serranidae.
UGUCUCAGUGCAUUCGUACAUCGAUGUGGUCGUACAGCACGAAUCGGCAAUCAGGGAAACGCCCUCGUCUUUCUGCUGCCGAUGGAGUCGUCGUACGUCAACUUUUUGUCCAUCAACCAGAAAUGUCCACUGGAGAAGUUGGUCCUCACAGGGGAAGUUGUGGACGUGCUGCCUAAAGUGAAAGCCAUGUCUCUGGCAGACCGAGCCAUGUUUGACAGAAGCAUGAGAGCCUUCGUGUCGUACGUCCAGGCCUACGCCAAACACGAGUGCAGCCUGAUCUUCAGGGUCAAAGAUCUGGAUUUUGCCUCGUUGGCGCACGGCUUCGCCCUCCUGCGCCUGCCGAAGAUGCCCGAGCUGAGGGGGAAAACGUUUCCGGAUUUCAUAGAGACGACGGUGGACACGGACACCAUCCGCUACAAGGACAAGAACAGGGAGAAACAGAGGCAGAAGAUGCUGGCCGAGCUGAAAGACAGAGACAAGACUCCUCUUCCUAAAAGGAACUUCCUGAAGAACAAGGCCUGGUCCAAACAGAAGAGCAAGAAGGAGCGCCGGAAAAAGAGGUCGGCCAAGAGGAAGCACGAAGAGGGCUCCGACGUGGACGACGAAGACAUGAAGGAGCUUUUGAACGACACUCGCCUCCUCAAGAAACUAAAGAAAGGUCAAAUCACAGAGGAGGACUUUGAGAAACAGAUAACAAGCGGACCAAAACACCAACCAGACGGGCCCUCGGGGGACGAGGAGGCGUGAUCACCUGUAUUCAGCGUGUAGAGAAAAGCAGAAUUCAAUAAAACCUUUGACAUUUGUUUA